GCGCCUGAGCUCGCCCCUCCCAUCCCUGCGCUUCGGCUCUCAUCUGAGCUCGCCAAUAAAGCGCUUUUUGUCCGGAGACUCGCCACUUACGCGCAUUCCUUGACGUGGAGGCUUGGUGUAUCUCUCCGGCGAUUUGAUGAGGACUGUUCGGAAGAUUGAGAAUUCACUCUUAAAAAGUUGCUUUGAAGAGAGCGCGCGAGCGCGCACGGAGGACUUCCAGGUCUGGAAUUCACAUCGAUGAAGUAACCUUGUUUUGGAAAGGCUCGACAGAACUUCUCCUGAGUUCUAGGGAAAGAAUACCAUUGAAAGGCUGGAGAGGGAGCGAAGGAGGAAGCAUCUUCAUUGGGCCAAGCAAGGAAAGAGGAAAUUCUUGCACCAUGAAGAUCUUUCUUUGUUCACUCAUGCUCCUUCUCACCAUUCCAGACGCCAUUUUUUCCAGUGAGUGUCCAGAAAGCUGCUCUUGUCAACUUCCAGAUUCCAUAUUUUGUCACCAGAGAUACUCACCUGCCUUUCCCAAGGAUAUCCAUCCAGCCAUAAGGAACCUCUACUUAUUCAACAACAGAAUUGAAGUCAUCAAACGUGAGGAUUUUAGCAAUUUACAGGACUUGGAAUUACUUGACCUCAGCCAGAAUAAGUUGACAGAACUUCCUGAUAGAGUGUUUGAACCAUUGACCUCUUUGAAAAAUCUGGACUUGUCAUCAAACCAGAUAACCCACAUUUCUGAGGAUUGCUUUCAUGGUAUGUCCAAGCUUGAGCGUCUUUAUUUAUACAGCAAUCACAUCACGACCAUCCAUCCAGCAGCCUUUGAUGGCCUAGAAAACCUUCUGGAACUCAAGCUGCAAAAUAACAUGUUAAAAUAUCCAUUUACCUUCUCAAUGCCCCGACUGUUACUUCUGGACCUUAGUUAUAACCUCUUACCAACUUUGAGCCCUUCAGACCUCAAAACACCAAACUUGGAGUCCCUUAAAUUGGCUAGUGUGGGGCUUACCAGAGUGAAUGACCAUCUCCUGAAACAUUUAAAGAAUCUCCAUGAGCUUGACAUUUCAGGAAACCAUUUCACAUCUUUUCCAUCAGGCGUAAAGGAAAUCCCUGGGUUGCUGUACCUUAGCGUAGCUGGAAAUCCAAUGAACCCUCUAAAGGCUGACGACCUGCAGAACCUCAAGGAGCUGAAUCAGUUGGAUAUUAGCAGCCUUGGUUUACAUGGCCUCCCUGAAGAGUUUCCUCUUCUUUUGCCUAACCUCAAAAAGCUCAGAGUAGCUCAAAAUCCCUUUAACUGCCUCUGCAACUUAGUUUGGUUCCCAAGAUGGCUCACAGAUCAGGGUAUCAUCCUGGAAAAAACAGCUGAAACUCGCUGUCAUUUCCCUCUGAGCCACGCUAGAAAGUUAUUAACAGCACUAAAGUACAGUGACUUUGGCUGUCCAAGUACAACUACAGUCACCACCACUACCAUCAAAAGUACAACUACAACCACUUCUGUUCCUGUCACUACUUUGCCAACCACUACUAAAGCUGGUAGAGUACACAAGGAUACUGCCAAUCCAGAUGACAUUACACCACCUUUUGUCACUGAAUCUUCCAGCAUCAAAACCUUGGACAAAAGCAAGGAGCAUUUCUGCCCCCCUCAAACCUGCUUACAUGGGGGUACUUGCCAUCUUCAUGAGCAUGGACAGGUAGAAUGCACCUGUCCACAUGGAACAUCUGGAAUGUAUUGUGAAAUCCAAAACGAAUCUUUGCCUUCCCCACCUGAACCAGAAUCUCCUGAAGCAACAGCCACAGCAGACGAACCUGACAUCACUUUACGUCAACCAACCGGAACCUCAAUCUGUCUGAACCUCCACCGCUACAUUGAACUGCGACCUUAUCUCAGUGGGAUUCGCAUAACCUACCGCAACCUGUCUGGUUCAGACCAAAGACCAAGAGAGCUCAGUCUUCCAAAAUCUAUCUCGGAGUACACGCUCAGAGGCUUACAUCCCAAUUCCAUCUACUCUAUAUGCGUAAGCCCAUUUGGUGCGCCUAUUGGCACAGACAGUGUCUGCACCAAAGCACGCACAAACCCUGAAACCAUCACAGGAAAGAAUGUUGCCACGACUUCUCCCUCUCCUCCAACUACUGCUCUGGUGCCAGCAACAGCUAUCUUACUUAUUUUGGUGGUGAUAGCAGUAGCCAUUGGAGUGGUCUGCUACCUUCGCUGGAAGAAGGGGAAAGGCCACAUGGACUUAGACUGUGAGCCGUCCCAACUAGAGCUGGAUGGAGUUAAAGCUGGCUUAGACAAUGGCGCAUUGCCUCAAAAGCAGCCGCAACAUAUGAACCCUGAACCUGCUGUUCAAAACGGCGGACUGGAAUAUGUACUGCUUCUACAAGAUCACUGUGCAUCGAAUAACAUCAUGCCAUCACACAAGCCUCCCUACUUUUGACAGCUAGAUGUAAGGAGCAGGACUUUUCUUUAGCUGUGUUCCUCCCAGUGGAGUAUGGAGUACAGGAGCUACUGCUUAAAAUUGGAAAGACCAAUAUCACCAUGAGCAAAGAAGAAUUUGGACAAUAUUUAACACACCGCCCUUUGGUCAUCCUAGCAGAUAUUAGAAAGAGUUUUAAAGGCCCUUUGAAAGGCCUCAAAGUGCCUCUACUUCGGACUUAAAUAAAAUUUACAGACUUUAAUUCAGUUUUUAUGUUAUGAGGCUGGGUCUGAUGGUGAAAUGCUGAAACACAUUUAGGCAUAAUUCCUCCUUUAUAUGUACUGCAAAUGUUCUCAAACAAGAUUUGUUGGCUGUCUAGAUCAAAGGGGCCCUACAAAUUGUUCUGUCAAGUGUUUCUGCAGUGUCCGGUAAAUCUUGUGCUACCCCAAAAGGGAUCAACGAAUGCUGUGAAUUAUCUUUGAGAUGUCAAAUGAAGUUGAGCAAAGGAAAGAAACCUGUUGUAAAUAUUUGGAUCGAAAGCUAUGUUUCCUGUUAUAUAUUGUAAAAUAUCUUUUUUACUGUGCAAAACUGUAAAUGAUAAACCCUCACACUUUACCCGCACAUCAACUUUUUGUUUUGUUGCUUUUCUGUGAUACAAGAGCCAAGGAAAAUUCAGAUUAAAAUCUUUGAAGAUUAAAACCCAUUUGGUACCAGUAAGGUUAUAGCUAAAAAGCUUUCCCUGGAUAAUAUCAGACAGUCUAAGUAGAAGUGAGUCUGGUCUGAGUCGAGGCUAAAUCCCUUUCUCUACGCUGAAGCCCUUGGCGGGCUUUGCCUUCACAAAAGCAGAGAGCCGGCAGGAUUACAACAAGGUACAAAGGGAGUCAUUUGACUGAGCUCAGUUCACCAUCCAGUGCUGUCAUUUCUUAUAUACUUUACAGUAAAUGCUUAGAUAACAAGAAAUCAGGAAAAAUAAUCUUUUAUGGCUUUAUUUAUUGAUUUUCUGUCAUACACAACACACUUUAUUUGCUACUUUAUUUGGCUGAAAACAUGCAAACUAAUAAACUUUUAUUAACGGAUAGUUCCUAAAUGUUUGUGAUCUUGGAUGCACUUUUGUUUUAAUGAGAAAAAGUUGUGCUUUUGCUCACUUGUAUCCCGCCUGUUAUUCAACUUCACAAUGGUGUGUUUGAGGCAGAAAAUUUGCAGAGAUCCGCUGGAAAAUAGUUUGAUGGAGUGAUGUGAUCCACAUCUUCAAAUUUCGAGUUAAAGGAAUUAUGUGCCUCUAAAAGUAUGUGUGUUUACAUCUCCGUGAUCAAGCUAGUACAUGCUCUGUCUUGUGCAAAAAAAAGGAAAACCUCCAGAAGAAAAGUUACUAUCAGUCAUUCUCUGAAUAUAUUCAAAUUCCAAGAAGUCCUCAAAACCCCCAAAA
Oryzias latipes (Japanese medaka) is the source of this 3819-nucleotide messenger RNA. RefSeq names its product vasorin b (gene vasnb). The record is from RefSeq and is a predicted model, not a curated record. Gene Ontology annotation, molecular function: protein binding. Gene Ontology annotation, cellular component: plasma membrane. Lineage: Eukaryota; Metazoa; Chordata; Actinopteri; Beloniformes; Adrianichthyidae.